Messenger RNA from Parnassius apollo (apollo), 2373 nucleotides. NCBI's taxonomy places the organism in Eukaryota, Metazoa, Arthropoda, Insecta, Lepidoptera, Papilionidae. The record is from the annotation of a GenBank genome assembly.
AUGAUCGACUACCCCAGGAGGGUACCAGCACCCCUGGAGAAUCCCUCGCUGAGCAUCCACGACCGUGUUUCUCCACUUCUGAGCGUGGGUGCUCAGGCUGCCCCGCGUAUUCUGGGGGGGGGCAAAAUUCCGCUCAAGACUACAACUGCUCGGGGCAAACGGAGCAACAAGACCAAGGCGACCCCUGCCACGCUGUCCGUGAAUUUCUGCAAUAUCAGGGGACUUCACUCUAACCUAAACGCCGUCCACUACCAUCUCGAGACGGCGAGGCCGGCUCUGCUCUUUCUGACCGAGACGCAGGUGUCCUCUCCGGCUGAUGUCUCGUAUCUCUCCUGCCCGGGGUACAAACUGGAACACUCCUUUGUGCCUCGGGCUGGAGUUUGCGUUUACGUCAGAGAGGACAUCUGCUCUCGACGCCUCGGCAGACUUGAAGGUUCGGACCUGUCCAUCCUUUGGCUACGCGUAGACAGCGACGACCAUCCGCGCGUCUACGGGUGCCUCUAUAGGUCCCAUAGCGGUAAUGCCGAAACAGACCGACUAUUCGACCACGUCCAAAUGGCUGCAGAUUCGUUGCUACAGCAGAUCCCCUCCGCAGAGAUCGUGAUCCUCGGCGACUUUAACGCCCAUCACGCCGAAUGGCUUGGUUCACGUUUAACCGAUCAUGCGGGGAGAUCUGUUCAUGAUUUUGCCUUGGCAUAUGGUCUGACACAACUGGUUACUUCGCCUACGCGGAUUCCAGAUGUGGAGGAUCAUGCACCUUCCCUGUUGGACCUUCUGCUGACCUCUCACCCGGACGGAUAUCAGAUUUCCGUCGACGCCCCUUUAGGCUCCUCGGACCAUUGUCUGGUCCGGAGUGUGGUGCCACUCACGCUGAAAUCGCGGUUGCAUUCUGCAGGCUGCCGCCGUGUUUGGCACUAUAGGUCAGCCGAUUGGGAUGGGAUGCGGUCUUUCUUUGCAUCCUACCCUUGGGGGCGGGUUUGCUUCUCGCCGGAUGAUCCCAACGUUGUUGCGGAUUCUGUCGCUGAUGUGGUACUUCAGGGUAUGGAACUUUUUAUUCCUUCCUCUGUGGUGCCCAUUGGAGGCAAGUCUCAGCCAUGGUUUGGUCACUCCUGUAAAAUAGCAUCAUGCUAUAAGCAGGAGUGCUACCAAGCCUGGGCUGAUGCAUCAGCGUCCCGGGAUGUAAACACCAGCGCUCUAAAAAAGAAGUAUAAUUCCGCCUCUAGGUCCUUCAAAAGAGUCAUUGCCAAGGCAAAGUCAGAGCACAUAGGCAGAAUUGGCGAGAAACUAGUUCGCCUUCCUUCUGGAACCCGUGCAUUCUGGUCUCUCGCCAAGGCUGUCCAGGGUAAUUUCUGUCAGCCAUCUCUUCCAUCUCUGCACAGGGAGGACGACUCACUGGCCCAUACCGCAAAGGAGAAAGCCACUGCACUGGUGGACCGCAUCCAGAUGGUGUGGAUGAUAACCAUGAAAAAAGAAGAAGUUCAAGAAAUUUUCCUUAAAAUUUUAAGAGAGGAAGAGGAUGUCUCUGCUGGAGUAGCGGCAAUUAGAACACUUCUUACAGUAAUAGAAAAUUAUAAAGUGGCAACUGUAAGGGAACUUGAUUUGAACCUACAGCUCGCCGUGGAUGCUAUGCGACACUGUGACCAGCCUGUGACAGCUAUAUCCUCAGGGUGUGAACUCUUUAUGAGGUUCAUCACAUUUACCAAACUUGAUGUUAAGUCAUUUGAAGAAUGUGAACAGAUCAUGUUACAAAGAGGACACAUAUUUUUUGAAACAUUACUUGAAGCUAGAGGGAAAGUUGCUAAACAAGCAUUACCUUUUAUUAGUGAUGGUUGUAAAAUUCUGACACAUUCCAGAUCAAGAGUAGUUCUUCAAGCGAUGCUGGAAGCAGCAAAAGCUAAUAAAAGAUUUCAUGUUUAUGUCACAAUGUCUGGUCCGGACAAUAGUGGAGUGCUGAUGCACAAGCAGCUGGAAGCUGGUGGAGUUGACGCGACGCUGAUCUUGGACGCGGCCGUCGGUUACAUCAUGGAGCAGGUGGACAUCGUGAUGCUCGGCGCUGAGGGCGUCACCGAGAGUGGCGGCAUUAUUAAUAAGAUUGGUACAUACAGUUUAGCGAUGUCGGCAUUAGAACUGAAGAAGCCCGUCCAUGUGCUGACAGAAAGCUUCAAAUUUUCGAGAAUAUAUCCGCUCAACCAACAGGAUUUGCCCAAUGAAUUUAAAUACUUAUCGAGUGUCUUGAAAAGCGGCAAGGAUCUCUCGAAAGAACAUCCCCUUGUUGAUUACACGCCACCUGCCUAUAUUACGCUACUUUUUACAGAUCUAGGAAUUCUUACCCCGUCAGCAGUUAGCGACGAACUAAUUAAGUUGUAUCUUUAA